CACAUUUUCCGUGGCCAGAAGAGAGGGCGAAGACUGUGUCAGAUGCACCGAACAGGGAACAGGCUCUGGAGAGGACGAGGAAGUUAUUUGUCAAACUGUUUCGAUCAGAGCUGCGCAGACGGUGGAUCGGCCGGCUGUAUCGGCAAGUGGAGAGAGAACUGAAGUGGCGUCUGAUCUGUAGAGAGUGCUGCCUGAAUCUGUGUCUCGGGAGACCGAGCCUGCAGAAUCGAUUCAUCCUUGCCUUUACUACUACACGUGGGCACGCUGAAGGGGUUAAAUGUGGUAUUGGGGGCGGGGCUGGUCUGCCGUUUGCAAAGGAGAAUGUCUUCGCCGGAACUCACAUCUGAUCCGUGUCUGGACGAGAAGGAGACAGCCUGGCCGGUCCUCCACUCUCUCCCGUCCCUCCAACUGACGCUGCAGUCCGUUCUCCGUGACUCCACCAUCCCCCACACACCGCCUCUCAUUGAAUUUCCAUUGAAAACCGAGGUAGAAACUCCGGAAACAACGCUGCAGCAACCACUCAGGUCUGGGCUGCCCAGAGCAAGGUUGGAGAGUCAACAGCUAUCUCGGAAGAUAUCGCAGCUACGAUCAACCGUGGAUAUCUACCAGAAAAGACUCCUUCACCUGCAAGAGGGGAGCAGAGCCUUAUUUGGUGAAAUCAGGGGACACAGGGUAUGCCUUAUGGUUGAUACAUCAAGCCAACAUGCCUUUCAAGAGAGAAAGGACGAAGGAAGUGAAUGUGAGGAAGAUGACAGUAAAGACAAAGAAGAGAAAGAGGGAGAGCAAAGGUCGAUAUUUGCAGAGUGCAAACGCAGCCUCACGCAGCUAUUUGAGGAGCAACUGUCACGGAAAAACAAAGUCUAUAUUCUAGAGACUGCUGACAUCCCACCCACUCCCCUGAACUUCAGGAAGAACAAACAGAGGAGUAAGAUGGUGGCUGGUCAGUGGGUUGAGGGUCUGAAAGGCAGUGGUGUCUGCAGUCUUCUGAGUGGGUUGAAGAGAGCACUGGCACUAACUGACAUUGACACUCUACUCAUAGUUCUCGGGAGCAAGCCUCAGGAAGAGAAACACACUUUGGUGGAGUUUCUGAGAGGCAGGAGCUCUCGAAUUCACGUCCACUGGGUUGCUCACCUCUGUGAUAGCAGGACUAGAGAGAUGCUGUCAGAGCUGGCGUCUGAGAUGGGGGCACAUUACCACAGCUAUUCCCAGAGCAGAGGCAGCGACCACUACUCUGUGGAGGACACUGAGAUUGAUACAGUCGGAGCUGAGUUGAGCCAGGCAGAGGAGACAAUAUCUGAACUGGACCUGCUCCAGUCAGGGAACAUUUCAGACAAAGUCCUUCACAUUCUUAUACAGCUAAAUAUAGCAUGUUGCAAGUUUGAAGAUGAGAGUCCUCUUUGCUCAACUGAAGACAACCCUCUACCAGUAACCAGCAGAGAGUGGCUGGAAAAACAAUCUCUGGAAGCUUCUGGGCUCAAUAUCUAUCAUGUGUUAGCUCCAAACGCCUACCGACAAGUGAAGACCGCUGUGACCCAUUCUCCAGACAAUCUCUCCAUAGUUUCCUCAGUUGUCUACGAUGAGAUGAUGCCACAGUUCACAUGGCACGAUGGGACUCUGAAAUAUCUCCACGUCGAUGUUCACUUACUGGAGAACUACCAGGUUCAAGUUGAGGCACACAUAUCUCAGCUAAGACAGAGGCUAAACUGGCUAACCAGUGGCAGCAGAGUACCGUUUGGAGUCAUAGCAGAGAAAAGUGUUCUGGUUGUGGUAGAGCUGUCAGCAGCAACUCUGCCAUUUGCCAGUCAUCUCCAGAACUGCCUCUGUCUACUGCUUCUGGAACAAGUUGCUCGCACAGAGGAGUUCAACAUCAUGAGAAUUGGAGACGAGAGCUGUUCUUGGAGACCCAGUCUCACUCAAAAGUCACCUCAGUCUCUCAGUGAUGCAUGGGUGUGGCUGUUGAGUCAGUCUCCAUCAGGUUCUGCUGCUAGUCUAGUACCAGCUCUGGAGACGGCUCUCAACCAUGGCAGAGAGAUUGGAGUGUACCUGAUUCUCAGUUCUCUGCCUAGAGAAAAGACUGAGACUAUAUGCAGCUUUCUCCAAGAGAAGACUUCAACCCAGCAAAGAGUGAAUGUGGUGUUCUACAGACACCGUCCACGCACAGAGAACCAUGCAGUGGCAGGGAUGAGUUUUGAGGAAGGCUACUAUGCUAAUGAGCAGGAGCUUACCCAUCGUCUGCAGAAAAUUGCCACAGCUGGGCACGGAAGAUUCCAUAGCUUCAAGGGACCAGAUAUUGUUAGCAGUGAUGAUAUAGAGGCACUAGUCAAGGAACUACAGAAGGCACAGGACCACUUGAGAAUGGCAGAGAAUAUACUCAGCGACUAUCGUUCCUUCUGCAAAAGAUUCGUCCCGCCUCCAAUCUCUCCCUCCCCAACUCUCCCUCCCUCUGACCCUCCACCUCUCUACCCCAGACCUACCACUGCCUUCCUCUGCAGACUGAAUGCAGCAUCGAGGAUGAUCCGUAGGAGUGCCUCAGAUAGCCAUCUCUCUCGCAGACAGCACAGGCAGAGACAGAACAACAGGCGUACCAAAACAUGUGGCUUUUACCUGGACAAGAACCUCGAGAAAGGUGGGAGCAAACACGACCUCGGUUGUCUCUGGAUAACACUCAUUCUCUUCUAUCUUCUCUUGUUGAGGUUUUUCUCCUGAGAGAUGGGCACCAUUUGGAGCUCCAGUCCGCAAGAAACCACAAAAGGCAGAGUCAGAAUCGACACCAGAGUGGCUAAUGAAGUAUGGUUUGGAGAGUUUGGGCUUGAAAUUCAGCAAGUUUGAAGUUAGCAAGAGCCAUGCACUAAGUCAUAGAAAGACUCACCGGCACAUCAACAAGAACGGAGAGAUAGUGGAGUUGUAUGCCGAUCAUCAAGCUCUGAAGAAAUUCACACAGAGACUGAUGCAGGCCAGGGAAAGCUACUCUCAGAAGCUACGUGAAAUUGGAAAAGGCUGGAGAAACGCUCUUGGUUGUGUUUCCGAAUCAAAAGUGCUCUUUCUGGUAGACAUUUCCAGUUCAAUGGCUAUUGGCUUCAAAGACCUACAGGCAGCUCUAGCGGACUUUCUGCAGAAUAAACCACAUUCCCUCAAAUUUUUCAACCUGGUGGCCUAUAGUAGCUGUGUGAAACAGUGGCAGGAGACCUUGGCUCCUGUCCAUGAUGAAACUAUGACUUCGGCAGCUGAGUGGUUGUCUCAGCUUAGGCCCGAGGGCUCUAGCUGUCUCCUACAUGCACUCAAGCUGUCCCUGGAAUCAGGAGUAAAGAAUAUCUAUCUCAUUACUGAUGGAACAGCAGACCACACUCACAACUUUCUCCUCAGUCAAGUGCCUCAGUUGAGGACUUGGUACGGAGACCAUUGGAAGAUCCACACUGUUGCCUUCCACUGCUCACUUGAGUCUUCAUUCAGUUUCCUGAGAGAUUUAGCACAUGGAACUGGAGGAAGGUACCAUAGCUAUCCGUGGGGUGAUCCUGAUGACCCAUCCACCAAACUACUUCAAAACAGAUAUCUGGGUGACGAUGUUUUGAAACUCGUGCAAGAGACUUCGUCUGCUGAAGACCAGCUGUACAAAGCCUCACAAUACUUGUAGACGGUUUCAGUUUAUGGAGCCAUGAAAAUUGUACAGGGCUGCACGGUAAAAGUUUGCAUAGCCGUGAAAAAUUUGAUAGAGCAUGAUUAGGUCACAACUGAGCUAAGGGUGAUAGAUUGAAAAGCUGUUUCAGUUGCUGCUCUCUAUCGUUAUAGCAACCUAGGAAGCUGUUGGUGGUGUACAUGAGAGGCUGGCCACAGUUUAGUGCUAGCUCAUCAGAGGCAACUGGUCCAUCACACCACAUCAAGUCAAAUCCACCGACUCUCUUAACGUUUUCCCUCCCGAUCAGUCUCCCCUCCAUGUCCAGUACGUGGAGCAUGUCUUCUAGGAGGCCAAACUUGAGCUCGUAAUCAGAGGGGCUACUCGCCGUUAGGCUGGGGGAGGCGUUCACUUCGAUGAGCCACGGUUUGAGGUUCUCGUCAAAGAGAAUAUCGAAACCGUACAGUUCGAAGCAGUGUUUGUCAUUUAUCAUGACUUUCUGGACGCUCUGGAGGCUCUUGAUGUAGAUUUGGUCCAUUUGCUGCCUCGCCUGUCGGACUACCUGGUGGCUGUGUCGUGCAGCCAGGAACGUCAUGAGCUCCUGCAGAGACCACUUGCAGCCUUUCUCAGGGUCGUAAUCAGGUGCUGUCUUCUGGAUAGCUACAUUGGUGAGGUGUACGUACUGGUCGCUGAUGGAGCUAAGGGAGUAGUGGGUGUUUGAGAAUCGAGCAAAUCCGCUGCGAUACAGCCAGGCUUUCAGUGGAGAGUAGGAAGUCACCAAGACAUACACUCGAAUGUCAAACUUUUUGCCACUGAUGAGGUAAGGGUUGUCAAUAUAUCUCUGUACCACGUAGGUUUCCGGAGGCUCUUUAUCACUCUUCUCCUCAUCUCGACGAAAGUAGUCUUCUUUUUUCCAGUCCGUGAUGUCCUUCAGCUUACGAAAGAGGAAUAUUCCUUUCCCCUGUGCUUUCCCGGCAGGUUUCAUGAUCCAGAUGGUGCCGGGGUGUUUCUUGAACUCCUCGACAAAGAUGUGGUACUCGGACGGGAGCUCGAAAGUGGCGGGAAAAAACUCGCAUUUGGCCGCCUCAACUGUUGACUCCUUCUCCAGCACCUUCCGCAAUCGUUUCAAAUUCUUUGCCAUCAAAUUUUUCCUGGUAAGCUCGUAGUGGUUUCUGAAGUGGCAGAUCCUCUGGUGCUCCUCCAGAUACGUCCCGUCGAAAUGCUCCCUCAUCCACGCAACGUCGCACCAGUAGAAAUCCCAGUCUCCCUCCCCCUCCUUCGCCUCCUGCCAACCACGCGCCCGCAGCACGUCUCCGAUGGUGUUCCGCAGACACGUCUUGUAGCGAAUGACCCGCCCUCCGCCGGCGUUAGCUCUUCCUCCUCCUCCAGCGCCUGCGGGGAGCCCUCGAGCACCACUCCCGGCUGCCACAGCGUCUCGUGGUCUCCCGUCCCCCCGUCCUCCCACCUCACUUCUCGGAGCUAGCUUGCUGCUGACAGCGGCCGCUCCGCCCGGGGCAUCCUUCGCUUCCUUUCUACUCAUGCUUUAGACCGAGAAACCGGGGACACCCAC
Molecule: messenger RNA, 5180 nt
Organism: Geodia barretti
Lineage: Eukaryota; Metazoa; Porifera; Demospongiae; Tetractinellida; Geodiidae
Source: the annotation of a GenBank genome assembly